UACCCGGCAGUCAUUUCAUUAAUUAAUAAGCAGUUAAAGAACAUGUUGAUUGCAUUUUUGUUUCGCAAGAACCGAUUUACCCAAUAUUGCUGGGCCUUCACCGUGCAUCGUUAUCUUCCAGUGGCACAGCGCCCACAAACAAUACAUUCCGGCAUAAUGUCAUACAAAUAUGAAUUUUCAACUGAUUUUAUUGGUAAACAAAUACAUAAAAGUGAGCGUGUGCACCUGAUCAUUCUCUGUCCCGAGCGAAAUAUUAUGUACGGCUUUCAAUCAAUGGAACAUUUUGUUGAUCUGAGUACUAGGCUUUAAGGUUGUUAUUGCUGGUCUCACUCUCUCUGCAAUUGAAGUGUAGUGAAAUGCGAUGCAUUAUCGAUAGAUCAGUGUUAUGUAAUUUGCAUAAUAUUCUAUAGGAUAUAUAAACAAAACAAAACAAUGCGAGUAAGCAAGUUACUUAGAUUUCGCAGCACUUCUCUGCAAAGGUGCAACAUCAAGCAGCAAUAUGUGCCACAGCACAAGCCGGCGCUGGACGAUGAUAUAAAGCGGCUGGAGGAUUUCUUGCUCUCGAAACCAAAUGUAGUUGUGUUGACCGGUGCAGGAAUCUCAACGGAAUCAGGUAUACCCGACUACCGUUCCGAGGGUGUCGGCCUUUACGCCCGCACCAACCACAAGCCCAUCCAGCACAUGGAGUUUUUAAAAUCCUCCAACGUACGCAAACGGUACUGGGCACGCAACUUUGUGGGCUGGCCGAGCUUCUCCGGUAAACAGGCAAACGCAACACACCAUGCUCUGUCUCGCUUCGAACGCGAAAUGCGCAUUCAGUCGGUGGUCACCCAGAAUGUCGAUCGCCUUCACACCAAGGCUGGCACCAAAAACGUGGUAGAACUGCAUGGCAGUGGUUACGUGAUAAAGUGCCUGUCCUGCGAGUAUCGCACUGAUCGCCACGAGUUUCAGCACAUAUUGGCCUCCCUUAAUUCCACCUUCAAUAAUGUGCUGGAAAUGACCCGGCCCGAUGGUGAUGUGGAGAUUCCACUCGAUUAUAUAGAAAACUUCAAAAUACCUGACUGUCCGCAGUGCGGUGGCGAUCUCAAGCCAGAUAUUGUCUUCUUCGGUGACUGCGUGCCCAGGCAGCGCCUCGAUAAGAUCGCUGAAAUGGUCUACAAUAGCGACGGCCUGUUAGUGCUUGGUUCUAGUCUGCUGGUUUUUUCCGGCUACCGCAUCGUUCUGCAGACCAAGGACCUCAAGUUGCCGGUGGCGAUUGUAAACAUUGGAGACACGCGAGCCGACCACUUGGCUGACAUCAAAAUUUCGGCCAAAUGCGGCGAUGUGAUACCUAAACUGUUUGACUACCGCAAGAGCGGCUCGGCCAAUAGCAAUAGCUAAUAUUUGUUCUAACCGACGCCACACUAAGCGUAGAAGGGUUUGUUGAUGACAGGGACACUGUGCUGUAGUAUCACAACUUUGUAUGUCUUUAUUUACCCCGAUAAAUUACAAUAACUUUGUGUUUGAGGAUCGACCUUGACAAUAACGCCGAAA
Drosophila miranda is the source of this 1533-nucleotide messenger RNA. RefSeq names its product NAD-dependent protein deacylase Sirt4 (gene Sirt4). The transcript is spliced from 2 exons. Bases 433 to 1380 code for a protein of 315 amino acids. Lineage: Eukaryota; Metazoa; Arthropoda; Insecta; Diptera; Drosophilidae. Gene Ontology annotation, molecular function: NAD+ binding; NAD-dependent protein lysine deacetylase activity. The record is from RefSeq and is a predicted model, not a curated record.